AUGUCUCCACCAGGUAUGUUCUCUCGCCCCAAUGGCACUAAUAUCCCGGAUAUUGAGUCGACCCAAUUCGUUCACUGGGUUACGGUAGAUUUCACUAUAUUUGGCGGACGAACCAAGCCUACCAGCGGCGACCGGAUGAUGCGUCUUAUGGCCGAGCAGUGCCGAUCCGGAGUUGCCACUAUUACAUCUAUGCCUCUGCACCACACUCAGCCAUGCUGUCUCUCGUUGCCCGUUGUGGGAGACCCCGAGCUUUUACGUGUUCAUAUUCUGUGGAGUGCAGCUGAGAUUGCUGAUUCGCACUGGGAGGAGAUUACGGCUGGCAAGCUGAUGGUUGAUACUCAGCGUAUUCUGGGUGAUGGCCCAGGGGGUCUCGUAAUACAAUCAACGGGGCUUAGUAUAAAUUAG
Molecule: messenger RNA, 405 nt
Organism: Penicillium crustosum
Lineage: Eukaryota; Fungi; Ascomycota; Eurotiomycetes; Eurotiales; Aspergillaceae
Exons: 2
Coding region: 1-405 (134 amino acids)
Source: RefSeq, a predicted model, not a curated record